UUAUAAUAAAUUUAUAAAGAUGCCAAGAAGAGGCGGAGGAGGAUCAAGAUCAGGAGGCUUCGGAAGAUCUGGAGCAGGAAGAUCUAGUGGAGGAAUGUUCGGUAGAUCAUCAAGAGCUGCACCAAGACCACCCCCAAGAGCUGCCCCUAGAGCUGCACCACAGAAAUCAGGUGGACUCUUUGGAGGUUCUGGAGGACUUGGAGCCACCAUGGCUCAAGGUGCUGCUUUUGGAGUAGGAAGUGGAGUCGCCCAUGCUGCUGUUAACUCUGUGAUGGGAGGAGGAAGAAGCCACGGUGGUGGUGAAUCUGGAGCAAUGGGCCCAGGUGCAGAAUCAGCUGGUCCAGCUGCUCACUCAGCUGGUUCAGAAUCCUACUAUGAAGCACCACAAGAAAACCCAUGUCAAUCAUUCAAUGAUAUGUUCUUAAAGUGCUUGCAAUCAACCCCAGACAACAUUGGAGUCUGUCAAAAUCAUAUGGACUCUGUAGUCGCUUGCGAAAGAGAUAAUGCCAAUAUUGUAUAA
Messenger RNA from Moneuplotes crassus, 520 nucleotides. The record is from the annotation of a GenBank genome assembly. Lineage: Eukaryota; Ciliophora; Spirotrichea; Euplotida; Euplotidae.